AGGCAACCCACCCCCAGAUGUGUAAUUGAAAGGUGAUGUGCUUGCAAUGAGAUUUUCGGGAUCUGCUCAGCAGAGCCCCAUCAUGUGAUGCUGGGAUGAGGUGGAGUUCGGCUUUAAGGGGGAGUCUCCAGCCUUCCCCACCAAUCUUUAGCAUCUCAGCUGGAGGAACACCGGAGGAUCUUUUCCCUUCCCCUAUUCCUUCUCCUCCCUGCAGCCCCCGAGAAGAUCGCGGAUAGGCGGAGUUGUUACAAGGUCUUGCCAUGGAGAUGCGGCAUCGAGGAGUGGGCUCUGCUGAGGAGCUCCUCGUGGGCUGACUGACAUAUAUUGAAGGUCAGGAGUGGUUUGGAUGAGACCUGUGGCAGCUGAGAAUAUUAAACAGCGAGCUGGAGGAAAAAAAAAAAACCAAACAACAUGAAUGCUUCGUUUCUUGAUCCUCUGGAAAAUAAUUCCAGACACUUGAACUUCUCGGAGAAGAACUCGCAACUCUUGCAGUUUGAAGAUGAGGACUGCCACGUGCCUUUGGCCAUGGUCUUCACCUUGGCCUUGGCUUACGGGACCGUGAUAAUUCUGGGAGUCUCUGGGAACCUGGCCCUGAUCGUCAUCAUUUUGAAACAAAAGGAAAUGCGCAAUGUUACUAACAUCCUCAUUGUCAACCUGUCCUUUUCUGACCUUCUAGUGACCAUCAUGUGUCUUCCCUUUACCUUUGUGUAUACUUUAAUGGACCACUGGAUUUUUGGGGAGGCCAUGUGCAAAUUGAACCCUUUCGUGCAAUGUGCCUCAAUCACCGUCUCGGUCUUUUCUUUAGUUCUGAUUGCUAUCGAACGCCAUCAGCUGAUCAUCAACCCCCGUGGCUGGAGGCCAAACAACAGGCAUGCCUACAUGGGGAUUGCUGCCAUAUGGGUUUUGGCCACGGCUUCCUCCUUGCCUUUCCUGAUCUACCACGUGCUGACAGACGAGCCCUUCAGAAACAUCACAUUUGAUGAAUAUAAGGACAAAUACGUGUGCCUGGACCUCUUCCCCUUGGACACUGCCAGGCUUUCUUAUACCACCACUCUUCUGGUGAUUCAGUACUUUGGACCGCUUUGUUUUAUAUUUAUUUGCUACUUAAAGAUAUACUUUCGCUUGAAAAAAAGGAGCAACAUGAUGGACAAGAUGAGAGACAGUAAGUACAGGUCCUCCGAAACCAAAAGGAUCAACAUCAUGCUGAUCUCGAUCGUGGUUGCCUUUGCAGUUUGCUGGCUUCCUCUCACCAUUUUCAAUAUCGUGUUUGAUUGGAACCAUGAAAUUCUGCCCGUUGCUACCUGCAGCCACAAUCUGCUGUUCUUGAUCUGCCACCUCACUGCCAUGAUCUCCACCUGCGUGAACCCUAUUUUCUACGGGUUUCUCAACAAGAACUUCCAGAGGGACCUGCAGUUUUUAUUUCACUUCUGCCACUUCCGCUCCCGUGAGGAAGAUUAUGAGACUAUAGCCAUGUCCACCAUGCACACAGACGUCUCAAAAACCUCUCUAAAGCAGGCAAGCCCAGUCGCAUUUAAAAAAAUAAAUAGCGAUGAUGAUGACAAAAUAUAAAGAAGUAAUAAUAAUUCUACACCAAACCUUUGAAAGUUCACCCGCAGGUGAAAUGUGCCCAAGGACAAGCAGAAUUAUGUAACAAGUACAAAAUGGGUAACGCUUUUCUUCUUUUUCCAAGGAACUUUGAUUGUUGUCACUUUGAAAUUUUAUGCUGUGCAUUUUUGCCCCUUACGCUGCUUUAAUGUUCACAGCAGUUAUAUCUGAAUCUUAUUAUUAAAAAGUAGCUGGACUUGCUACUGCCUAUGGUUUUCA
This is a messenger RNA of Phasianus colchicus (ring-necked pheasant), 1824 nucleotides long. RefSeq names its product neuropeptide Y receptor Y1 (gene NPY1R). Lineage: Eukaryota; Metazoa; Chordata; Aves; Galliformes; Phasianidae. Gene Ontology annotation, cellular component: plasma membrane; neuron projection. Gene Ontology annotation, molecular function: neuropeptide binding; neuropeptide Y receptor activity. Gene Ontology annotation, biological process: G protein-coupled receptor signaling pathway. The record is from RefSeq and is a predicted model, not a curated record.